Molecule: messenger RNA, 756 nt
Organism: Magnolia sinica
Lineage: Eukaryota; Viridiplantae; Streptophyta; Magnoliopsida; Magnoliales; Magnoliaceae
Product: nuclear-pore anchor-like
Exons: 5
Coding region: 23-559 (178 amino acids)
Biological process (GO): mRNA export from nucleus
Cellular component (GO): nuclear pore
Molecular function (GO): structural constituent of nuclear pore
Source: RefSeq, a predicted model, not a curated record
ACUGUUUGUUGCUUGAAAAUGGAUGCAGUUUAUUAUUAUUAUUAUUAUUCUGAGAGAAACUUGUACUGGACAGGAAAAAGAACUUACUGAAAAGCAUAAUCUCUGGCUUGAUGAAGAGUUAACGACCAAAGUUAACAGCCUCAUUGAACUUCGCCGAACACAUACUGAAUUCGAGGCAGAUAUGUCUGCUAAGCUUGCUAAUGUUGAGAAAAAAUUUAAAGAUUGUUCAAUCUGUCUAAAGUUGCAUAAAGAGAGAGUUAGGGAACUUGAAAGGAAAUUGACAUCUCUGCGGGAGGAGUUAUGCUCCACCAAAGAUGCUGCUGCUGCUAAUGAAGAGCGCUACUCUGCUGAAAAAUCAACUAUUUCUAAGCUUGUUGACCUUUACAAAGAGAGUGCUGAAGAAUGGUCUAGAAAGGCAGGAGAACUUGAGGGUGUAAUUAAGGCAUUGGAAACACAUUUGAGUCAAGUCGACAAUGAUUACAAAGAGAAACUUGACAAGGAAGCAUCUGCCAGAAAAGAUUUUGAAAAGGUCUGGUAUUUUGUUGUUUUGUUCAUGUAAAUAAAUAUUAAAUGGUGCAUUUGGAAGCAUGCUUAAACUAUGUUCCUGAACAUUUGGGGGCCACCACCUUUGGAUAAGUAUGGCAUUUGGAAAGCUUAGAAAGAGUAAUCCACAUUAUGGUUGCUAUCUUUUUCUGGUUGAUAUUGGUAUUCGGUAUUCCAUUCAUUCCUGUAGGACAUGAAAUGGUCUUUUCUUCA